AUGUUUUCAGAAGAUCACUACAAUUUUCAAUACCCUCUGUUUGUCACCAGCGUUCAUAUGAUUGUGCAGUUUGUGUUUUCGGGCACAUCGUUGCUUGUUGUACCUAAACUACGACCUACUAAACGACCCAGCGCUUCCGAUUACAUAUACAAAGUGCUUCCUUGUGCAUUAGCGACAAGUCUUGAUAUUGGGUUGUCUAAUCUCUCACUCAAGACAAUCACCCUAUCAUUUUAUACCAUGUGUAAAUCAUCUACACUUGCUUUUGUAUUGAUCUUUGCAUUCAUCUUUAAACUGGAGAAACCAAGCUGGAAACUGAUUUUGAUCAUUGUCAUUAUUACAGCAGGUGUUGUACUCAUGGUAUCGGAUGAAACAGAUUUCAAUUUGGUUGGGUUCAUUCAAGUCAUGGCUGCUUCUGCUUUUGGUGGUCUGCGAUGGUCCUUGACCGAGGUCCUGUUGAGAAAAGAAAGUAUGGGCUUGACAAAUCCGUUUGCUUCCAUCUUCUUCUUGGCCCCUUCUCAAGCCAUCAUCUUAUUGAUCAUCUCAGCUGGUGUAGAAGGCUAUUUCACCAUCUUUCAUAGUGCCUUUUUCGCUACGUUUGGUGAAGGGUUACAUACGAUGGGCAUCGUUUUGGCAGGCGGCAGUCUUGCUUUUUGUAUGAUCAUGUCUGAAUUCUUCUUGAUCAAACGUACAUCUGUUGUUACUCUCAGUGUGUGUGGUAUUUUCAAGGAGGUAGCUACCAUCUUUAUCUCAUCACUUGUCUUUGGCGACAUCUUGACCAUCAUCAACAUAAUCGGUCUAUGCAUCACAUUGUUUGGUAUUGGCUUAUACAACUGGCUUAAGUUCAAAAUGAUUACAGCAAAAGCGCGCAAAGAAACAGCGGCUAUUGAUGUUGGACAGGAGGAAAACUAUCGACUGCGUGGUGCAGUGGGGGAUGGUGAGGAUGAUGAGGGCGACGAUGACUAUGAACUCGACAGAAGUGCAUCGCAUCAUCUAUACAGUACUGUGGCUGAAAGUACACCCAUAUUGCUUGUCGAUGGAGGGCUUUCUGCUUAUCGAGACAGUGAUGAUAUCCGGCGCUCUCAUGAUGAUCGUUAUGAGAUGCGAUAA
Mucor velutinosus is the source of this 1107-nucleotide messenger RNA. RefSeq lists its product as uncharacterized. The coding region runs from base 1 to 1107 and encodes 368 amino acids. The transcript has 4 exons. Lineage: Eukaryota; Fungi; Mucoromycota; Mucoromycetes; Mucorales; Mucoraceae. The record is from RefSeq and is a predicted model, not a curated record. Gene Ontology annotation, cellular component: cis-Golgi network; Golgi apparatus; endoplasmic reticulum-Golgi intermediate compartment. Gene Ontology annotation, biological process: UDP-glucose transmembrane transport. Gene Ontology annotation, molecular function: antiporter activity.